AUAUCCGAGUGCGACGCCAGUAGAUAAACCUGCUGCCGAAGAGAGACGGACUGAAACGAGAAAAGGACCAAUGAUCCCCAUAUGUCCCGUGGUGUCGUUCACCUAUGUGCCCAGCCGGCUCGGUGAAGAGGCCAAGAUGGCCACCGGCAACUACUUCGGCUUCACGCACGGCGCGGCUGCGCAGUACAGCCAGCAGCCGGGCGGGGGCGUGGCCUACACCCACCCGUCCACGGUGGCGAGCUACACGGUGCACCAGGCCCCGGUGGCAGCCCACACCGUGGCGGCCGCCUACGCCCCCACCGCCGGGGCCGUGGCCGUAGCCCGGCCUGCGCCCGUCGCCGUGGCAGCCAGCGCCGCCGCCUACGGGAGCUACCAGCCCGCCCACGCCGCCACGGACUACGGCUACGCCCAGCGGCAGGCGGAGGUGCCCCCCCCACCGCCCCCCGUCACCUCCCAGAACUACCAGGACUCCUACUCCUACGUGCGCUCCACGGCCCCCGCGGUGGCCUACGACAGUAAGCAGUACUACCAGCAGCCCGUUGCCACGGCAGCAGUGGCGGCGCCGCAGCAGACAGCCGCAGAAUCCUACUACCAGACAGCACCCAAGCCGCUGUACACCCAGGGGGUCACCCCUUACACCCAGGGGGUCACCCCCUACACCCAGACCCGCCAGGUGACCGCCAUCAAGCCGGCCGCCCCCAGCCCGGCCACCUCCACCUUCUCCAUCUACCCCGUGGCCUCCACCGUCCAGCCCGGCCCCCCCGCCACCGUGGUGCCCGCCUACUCCCAGAGCCCCACCUACAGCACCAACGCCGUCACCUACUCUGGUAAGACCGUAGCACCACCUACACCACCUACAGCACCACCCAGCCCCUCCUCUGGCCCUGAUGAUGAUGCGGAUGCCCCCCCCCCCCACUCAGGGACCUCCUACUCGGGCUACGAGGCGGCCAUCUACUCGGCGGCGUCCAGCUACUACCAGCAGCAGCAGCAGCAGCAGCAGAAGCAGGCGGUGGCGGCGGUGGCGGCGACGGCCGCCUGGACCGGCAGCACCUUCACCAAGAAGCCCCCCCCCUUCCAGAGCAAGCAGCUGCGGCCCAAGCCCCCCCCCAAGCCCCCGCAGAUCCACUACUGCGACGUGUGCAAGAUCAGCUGUGCUGGCCCGCAGACGUACAAGGAGCACCUGGAGGGCCAGAAGCACAAGAAGAAGGAGGCGGCGCUGAAGGCGUCCCAGAGCUCCGCCUCGGCGGCGGGGGGCGGGGCGGGCGCGGCCCGGGGCACCCAGAACCAGCUGCGCUGCGAGCUGUGCGACGUGUCCUGCACCGGGGCGGACGCUUACGCUGCGCACCUCCGCGGGGCCAAGCACCAGAAGGUGGUGAAGCUCCACACCAAACUGGGGAAGCCCAUCCCCUCGACAGAGCCCAGCGUGGUGCCUCAGACCAGCACCGCCCCCUCCUCCACCAAGACCUCCACCUCCAGCCUGCCCGCCGCCUCCGCCCAGGCCUCCUCCAGCGCCCCCUACCUGAAGCCCGUGGCCAUGGUGAGCGGAGCGGCAGGCAAGGCGCCCAGCUCCGCCGCCGCCGCCGCCGUGAAGAAGGUCGCCACGCCCAAGAUCCACUUCGUUGGGGGCAACAAGCUGCAGACCACGGCGAAGGCAGAGGAGCCCCGGGCGCCGGUGGCCCGGCCCACCGCCGCCGCCGCCGCCGCGCCCUCCAGCGAGCCCAAGAGCGAGGUGGCCGAGUCCCUGGCCGCACUGGCCGCGCUGCAGAGCGAGGUGCAGCCCGUGGGACACGACUAUGUGGAGGAGGUCCGUAACGAUGAGGGUAAAGUCAUCCGCUUCCACUGCAAGCUGUGUGAGUGCAGCUUCAACGACCCCAACGCCAAGGAGAUGCACCUGAAGGGCCGGCGCCACCGGCUGCAGUACAAGAAAAAGGUGAACCCUGAACUCCAGGUGGAGGUGAAGCCAAGCAUCCGCGCCCGUAAGGUCCAGGAGGAGAAGAUGAGGAAGCAGAUGCAGAAGGAGGAGUACUGGAGGAGGCGAGAGGAGGAGGAGCGCUGGAGGAUGGAGAUGAGGAGGUACGAGGAGGACAUGUACUGGAGGCGCAUGGAGGAGGAGCAGCACCACUGGGACGACCGGCGCCGCCUGCCCGACGGGGGCUACCUGCAGGGCCCUCCCGGCCCCCCCGGGCUGCUGGGGGUCCGCCCCGGCAUGCCAGGCCCUCAGCCUCUGGGGCCAAUGCCCCCCCGGCGGCCAGACUCCUCUGACGACCGCUACGUGAUGACGAAGCACGCCGCCAUCUACCCCUCGGAGGACGAGCUGCAGGCCAUCCAGAAGAUUGUCUCCAUCACAGAGCGCGCCCUGAAGCUGGUGUCUGACAUCAUCACUGACCAGGACAAGGAGGUGAACCCGGAGAAGAGCCCGGAGAAGAGCCCGGAGAAGAGCCCGGAGAAGAGCCCGGAGAAGAGCCCGGAGAAGAGCCAGGAGAAGAGCCAGGAGAAGAGCCAGGAGAAGAGCCAGGAGAAGAGCCAGGAGAAGACAGACUCGCCCAAAGACAGGGCCCUGAAGGGGGUGAUGAGGGUGGACGUCCUGGCUAAGGGGCUGCUCCUGCGCGGGGACCAGAAGGUGAACCUGGUGCUUCUGUGCUGGGAGAGGCCCACCCAGCGCCUGCUGAGCCGUAUCGUGGAGCACCUUCCGGCGCAACUCACGGUGGUGACGCCAGAGAAGUACGAGGUGAAGGGUUCCGUCGAGGAAGCCGCCAUCAUCCUCACUUCCUGUUCAGAGCCGAAGAUGCAAGUGACCAUCACCCUGACGUCGCCCGUCAUCAGAGAGGACGGAGUCCAGGACGGAGAGACGGGGAGCGACCCGGCACACCUGGACGGGCACAAAUGCCUCUCGGCUCUGGCAGCCCUGCGUCACGCCAAGUGGUUCCAGGCUAGAGCCAAUGGCCUCCAGUCCUGCGUCAUCAUCAUCCGGAUCCUGAGGGACCUCUGCCAAAGGGUCCCCACCUGGGCCUCCUUCCCCGGCUGGGCCAUGGAGCUCCUGGUGGAGAAGGCCAUCAGCAGCGCCUCCGGCCCGCUGAGCCCCGGGGACGCCCUGCGCCGCGUGUUCGAGUGCAUCUCCUCCGGGAUCCUCCUGUCUGGGGGUCCUGGUCUCCUGGACCCGUGUGAGAAGAACCCCAGCGACACGCUGACCUCCAUGCAGGAGCAGCACCGGGAGGACAUCACCUCCAGCGCCCAGUUCGCGCUGCGUCUCCUGGCCUUCCGUCAGAUCCACAAGGUCCUUUGCAUGGACCCCCUGCCCCAGAUGAAUCCGCGCUUCAGCGUGCGCAACCAGCGCAAGCGUCGCCGGGACAACAGCGAGGGCACGGACAGCCUGGAGGGCGAAGGCAAGAAGGACAAGAAGGACUUCGAGGGGUUCUGAGCCUCCUCAGUCUAUUAAAGCUGGUUGAGCGUUGGAUAACGUCUGGGAAGUGUGUGCUGAGCCCUUCCUGUCCUCCGCACUGUCACUCAUCAGUUACUGUUUCUUAUCCUUUCAGGAGUUAUUUUAUUCAGUUUUUGUGCAGCUGAGAGUCGUGACUCCAGCUGUGGUCGUGACUCCAGCUGUGGCCGUGACUCCAGCUGAGAGUCGUGACUCCAGCUGAGGUCGUGACUCCAGCUGAGGUCGUGACUCCAGCUGCGGUCGUGACUCCAGCUGCGGUCGUGACUCCAGCUGCGGUCGUGACUCCAGCUGCGGUCGUGACUCCAGAUGUUCCGAUUGUUCCCCGGGGGAGGGUUCGGGUUAGGGGGACGUGGGCUCUGAACGGGGUCUGUCCGCUCCUUUUUUCCUCCGACGGUCUGAUAUUAUUUCUCAUGGCGAGUUAGAGGCGGUUGUGUUUUGAAGAAAGGCUCCUGAUGAGUCCUGAUAUAUUGUAAUAUUCCUAUAAUCUACUCCUCAUGGAAAGCUUUGGUUCUGAAGCAUGGCUCCCGUCAAUGUGUUUUUGGUUUUAGUUUUAAUAUAGAAGUCUCCUUAAUGCUCUGUAGUUCAUAUGAAGAUCUUUAAGUUAAAAAGUGAUUACAAUAGAAGUAUGAUGUUGUAAUUGUGGUUUGCGGUCCGCUCCUCAAUGUGUUCUCUGCCACAGCAGAAUUAAACAUUUACCAAUGAAACUGCUUUCCUUGCCUCUCUGUGGAACGGUUCACACUUAACUUCAAUAAUAUAACAUAUACAUAUAAUAAAACGAACAUGGGAGAACAGCUGG
Messenger RNA from Gadus chalcogrammus (walleye pollock), 4232 nucleotides. RefSeq names its product zinc finger RNA binding protein (gene zfr). Gene Ontology annotation, molecular function: zinc ion binding; double-stranded RNA binding; single-stranded RNA binding. NCBI's taxonomy places the organism in Eukaryota, Metazoa, Chordata, Actinopteri, Gadiformes, Gadidae. The transcript is spliced from 19 exons. The coding region runs from base 71 to 3418 and encodes 1115 amino acids. The record is from RefSeq and is a predicted model, not a curated record. Gene Ontology annotation, cellular component: precatalytic spliceosome.